This is a messenger RNA of Suillus plorans, 1239 nucleotides long. RefSeq lists its product as uncharacterized. Lineage: Eukaryota; Fungi; Basidiomycota; Agaricomycetes; Boletales; Suillaceae. The transcript is spliced from 7 exons. Gene Ontology annotation, biological process: tRNA 5'-leader removal; tRNA 3'-end processing; endonucleolytic cleavage in ITS1 to separate SSU-rRNA from 5.8S rRNA and LSU-rRNA from tricistronic rRNA transcript (SSU-rRNA, 5.8S rRNA, LSU-rRNA). The record is from RefSeq and is a predicted model, not a curated record. Bases 10 to 1065 code for a protein of 351 amino acids. Gene Ontology annotation, molecular function: ribonuclease MRP activity; ribonuclease P activity. Gene Ontology annotation, cellular component: ribonuclease MRP complex; multimeric ribonuclease P complex.
UCGAGAGUGAUGCUAACCAACGGCACUUUGCCAUCCACUCAACUCAACCAAUUUUCGGCGGUACACCCUUUCACUCAGCAGCUAGACAUCGUGUUUCCUGCUUCCGAUGAACUCGAGAAGGCGCUUACAUCCCUGAAGCCCACAUACUAUAAAAAAUGUUGUACGCUAUCAGAUUUUUUUGAGUUUGCCUGCAACAACCCCGGCAGGAAUAUAACUGCACUGCCAUCUACCUCCGAGUACGCCGAUACAUGGUGCAUCGAUCCUAGAGGCGUCCUCACCCUCUGCGUCUCAAAAUCACUGUACGAGCAACUCGGCUUGAUCGGGAGGAAACUCCCCUUCAAAGGGUGCCCCGAGCAGUACGUGAUACGCAUACCGGUUAGGCAAGAGACCGAAUCUGUCGCUGUACGUGCGAAGCAGAAGGCUGCCCUGAAACUCUGGGACGAGCUCAGACUCGGAGAAGACGGUCUUGGGAAAUGGAAAGUUCUGUACUGUCAAACAGGUGCGUGUCUAGGAACCUCCGACUCGCACGAGGUGGUGAUUGUUCAGCCUCAAAUCUGUCCUUCCGCCGAUAUACUUAUCCCAGUCCCGGCACUUGCUCCCGUUCCCGAGGAAAGCACAGAGGAUUGGGAUGAACGUAUCGGCGACCUUUUUGAAUGGGUGGGCAUGGCUUGCAUAGGAGCUCCAAGACUGAAAGCAAAUGACCGUGUCAAUCCUUACGUUGCUGUUUACGAAGUUCCCACUCCUUCAUAUAUCGGUGACGUGACACGGAUAACAUGGGCGGCUUUCCUUCACCAAUCGUUCGUAAAAGACGCUCUGGACACGGUGACGUCACAUUUGGCAUCUGCGACCGAUAACCACGCGUUCGUUGCAAUAACGAGACAAGGUUGUUGCACAUCGCCUGUUGGCGCCAUCCCUGAUGCUUCUUUCGAUACGGCCCGAGAUCCACCUCUCCGAGUACCGGAAAUCAACGCGGAGGACACCGGCUGUUUCAUCCUUGGCCCGGGUCAAAAUGGGAACUUUGUGCUUGCAGAGAGUAUUGGACAAUGGGAUGCGAGAUGGGGCUGAUUCCAUUAUGCGCUGUAGUAGUCGAAUCCACGCAAACGUUCUGAUCGCAAUUUUCGCAAUACAAGGGAUGAACAAUGCUGAAAGCGGAUGAAUUCAGAGCACCAAGUCUAGUCUAUACUUCCGCUAAACAACGUCUAUAAAAGCACAGUAUAGUACAGUAAACGACGUGGGUCA